AUGCCAUCUGAGGUGUUUUCGGAUUCUCUUAAACACUUGAUGGGAAAAUGUUUUGGUCCGAUCACAGAGAUUAAUGUCAACUUCCAACCGCAUGAACUGACGACUCCACAGCCAAGAACAUAUGAUCUUCAGUCUGAAAUAAAUUCAAACUUUAACAAAAUCCAAAGAAUCAUCCCAAAUGUUACAUUCACAUUCUUUCAUGGAAGCACAAGUGCAAAAAACAGUAAGGUGUCCAUAGUCAACAGGAGGAAGCGUUACUGUCCUGGAGAAGACCUUGUGGUACAGGUUGAUAUGUACGAUCACCUGGGUAACAGGAAAACCUAUGGAGGAGACUUCAUAAGGUCACGACUCUUUUCUCCUAAACUUGGAGCUGCUGUGUCUGGUAGGGUUGAAGACUUUCAUAAUGGAUCCUACCAUGUCUACUUUCCAUUGCGCUGGGUUAGCAGGGGUGAAACCAAGGUGUCCAUUCGACUGUGGCAUCCCAGUGAAGGCACUGCAGUCCUCUGGAGGGCACGACAUGCCAGUCUAGGGGUACUUGGUUUCAAUGGAAGAUAUAAAUACCUUGGCAAGGAGGCUAUCACUAAUUGUCACUUUCAAUUGAACACAGCCGAAGAGGUUUGCGAGUACAAAGACAAGUUCUAUGAAGAGGCCUUCUACUGUAUUAAACCAAAGGACAUUCCCUGCGAAUGUUUGAAUGAAAUGAGAGCUGUGGAUCUUCACGAGUCCCACCUUACCGAGGAGGAGAAGCCACUAUUUAAACGAUCCAAUGUUGGUGUGGAAAUGGCCCAAAGUUUGAAGACCAUAGUCAUUACAGAUUGUGGGGAUCAUUCGUCAAUAUCGAAAACAAAAUGUCAGACGGGGAUGAGCUCUCCUGUCCCCAGUGGACACUUCUACAACUACACCUGGCAUCCGGCUUAUUGUGACAUGACCGUCUAUAAAACAAAGGAAGACUUCACCAAAUGUCUAAAGGGGAAGAAGCUCUUCUUGAUCGGAGACUCCACGUUACGUCAGUACAUCAUGCACUUCACCGAGGGAAUCAAGAUUGUGAAUUAUCUCCAGUAUCAUGAAGGUGGAUGGAAGUUCUGGGAUAAAACACUUGAAGCUUUGAACAUGGAUAAAGACAUUUAUGUGUCCUACAAGAGGCACGGCUUUCCACUCGAGAACUUCAUGUUCUAUAACUUCAAAGAGGACAUGUACACGAGUCGUCAGAUCGAUCUACGCGGUGGGGGGAAGGACACCAUCUUUGUUAUUACUAUGGGACAACAUUUUAGACAGUUUCCACUAACACUCUACAUCAGACGAGCUAUCAACAUCCGCAGAGCGGUGGAACGUCUCUUCAUGCGGAGUCCAGAUACCAAAGUCAUCAUCAAGACAGAAAACACCAGAGAGUUCUAUGCUCCUCCAGAGAGAAUUGGUGACUUCCAUGGUUAUACCCAAUAUCUGGUGCUAAGAGAAGUCUUUCAAGGGAUGAAUGUUGGCUUUGUAGAUGCUUGGGACAUGACGGUGGCCUCCUCUACGGAGUCUGUUCAUCCGUUUGGAUACACAUUCGACAGUAUAAUGAGCAUGACGUUCUCCUUUGUGUGUUAAGAAUUUUAUUUUAUUUUUUUACUGAGACUAGUAAAAGAUAUGAUACUAUUUAAAACUAGUCACCCUAAAACUGAGCACACCAUCUAUAUAUGAUCUGAUGAAGGUCAGGUAGACAAAAAACACCAUGAAUCUGAUCUUCAAGAACUAUAAUAAAAAUAAAAAAACUUUAAAACGAAGGGUUGGGAGCCUACUCCCCACACCUUGGAAUGCAACCAGAGCAUGAUGUUCUCCAUUGUGAAGACAAUGGGUAAGAAAAUCAGCAGCAGGAAAUCUGCCCGCAAAAUACGCACAAGUGGAUGUGCCCUAAGGGUUCAUUCACACACACCAGAUCUGCUACAGAUUUAUGUUGUCAAAUCCACAGUUUCGGAUGUGCAACUGCAGAUUCUUCAAGGUAAUUCUUAUGUAUUCUUGCCUAAAAUUGGCAACUAAGAAUAUUACAACUUCAAAUACGCAGCAGAUCCGGUGUGUUUGAAUGCACCCGAAAAGUUUUUUCGGUUUACUCCAACAGUCAAGCAUACACUGAGGUCUACAGUGUGCAGAGGAUUUCCGGGACUGGGUAUGUGAUGCCACACUAAGACCCCUCCAUUCAUGUCUAGCAAUUCAUGCACCCGCAAUCAGACAUCUUAUCCCCUAUCCUUUGCAUACGGGAUAAAAUGUUUUUGCCCGGAAUACCCCUUUAAAUUCCAAUUGUUCCAAUCGGAAACGCCGUUUCUGCCCACUACUAAGUAACUGCAUAUUGCUGGGCUUUGUAACGGACUGUUAUACAGAGAAGCUCUUGCCGUUUUCUCUCCUUCUUCAGGGAGCCCCCCUGAAGAAGGAGCAAAAUGGCAUUCGGAGUCAAGGAUUAGCACCAAUAUAUCAUGGGUGAGUGAGUGUCUUACUAUGGGCAAUAUACUUGUAGGGAGGAUUUUGGCAAUGUUUACAAUAAUGGCCCCAGUGCUCUCUUAGUCCUACUUUGGAUAUACUGUAUAAUUUGUUGAGACUGGUGCAUAUUUACUGUCAACUUUCCUGUACGGAUAGAAUAUUGUAUUUUGCACAAUAUAUAUGGUCUUGUGAUUUUUCCUGUGAUAUAUUUAAUUUAUAUAUAUUUGUAUAUACUUUUGAUACCUAUGGUGUGAAUCUGGUUUAUUGAUCUGAGCUAU
Molecule: messenger RNA, 2729 nt
Organism: Hyla sarda
Lineage: Eukaryota; Metazoa; Chordata; Amphibia; Anura; Hylidae
Product: NXPE family member 4-like
Exons: 5
Coding region: 1-1587 (528 amino acids)
Source: RefSeq, a predicted model, not a curated record